UGCCUCUGUGGGUCAUUUACAAGGAAAGUGUGCUGAGAACUUCCUUGUAGCAGUUGGGUGGAGACUCCUCGUGAAACCAGUUUAACGUUCAUUUCCCUGUCAGCUGUUGAGAGAGGAGCUCCGACUUCCAGGACUCAGAAACAAACGCGUCCGCUUGCAGGAUGCUUUACACGGAGUUGCUGCAGCUGUGGAAUGAGUCUGUGCAGCUGGUGGAUGCUCGGGACUGGCUGGGUGCUCUGGAGAAGCUCCAGCAGAUCAGUGAACCAACGUCUCGCACACACUUCAAUGCAGCCUCAGCUCACCUAGCCCUGGGACAGCUGGAGAUGGCUCUGAAGUCUUUAGACUUCACAAUCGCCAAAGAUGAACGUCUUGCUGUUGCCUUCUUCCAGAGAUCAGCAGUCAUGAUGCAGAUGAACAGGCCAGAGGAAGCUCUGUCAGACUGCAUCUGGGCUCAGAAGCACAUGAGAGGAAAUGUUGUCAUUGACUACAGACAGCUGGGACUAAGAUUUAAACUCUACAGCUGGCAGGUGUUAUAUAACGCAGCAGCUGUGUACUGCAGGAUGGGCCAGUGGGAUCAGGCUUAUGAUGUCCUGCUGUCAGCCUCCCAAGAGCAUGGUGCAGGGCAGGUGGGGGAUAUCAAUGCAGCAUUGGACAGCAUAGAAAGAAGGGAGGAUCUGUCUCUACUCCUGGUACCUGAAGGUGUGGUGUUCCGACCCAGGAAACAAGAGGUAGAACAGCUCCAGCAAAAAGACUUCUUGGGGAAAGCAAAGGUGAUUACUUCUAUGAUUCCUGAUGAUGAUUUUGGAGGUUUUGAACCUCUGAGGCAGCAGAAACCAGGUUUCUAUGACCCGAAGACUGAAGGAGAUCAGGAGUCCCGUUACGUGUAUGUGCGGGGACCUCACGUGGCUCGGGGCCCGGGACAGCUGACUGUGCCUGGAGGAGCCAUGGUGUUUUUAUUUGGGGAGGAGGACAGAAAUGGAAUGAUGAAUGUCAUAUAUGAUGGACAGGUAAACCAUACUGGGUAGAAUGAAGGUGUGUUUCCAUUGUCAGAACUUGUCAGAAAACCAGCUCAGU
Messenger RNA from Nothobranchius furzeri (turquoise killifish), 1074 nucleotides. The record is from RefSeq and is a predicted model, not a curated record. NCBI's taxonomy places the organism in Eukaryota, Metazoa, Chordata, Actinopteri, Cyprinodontiformes, Nothobranchiidae.